Nanorana parkeri is the source of this 1861-nucleotide messenger RNA. RefSeq names its product carbohydrate sulfotransferase 1 (gene CHST1). Gene Ontology annotation, biological process: carbohydrate metabolic process; keratan sulfate proteoglycan metabolic process; N-acetylglucosamine metabolic process. Gene Ontology annotation, cellular component: Golgi membrane. The transcript is spliced from 3 exons. The record is from RefSeq and is a predicted model, not a curated record. Gene Ontology annotation, molecular function: keratan sulfotransferase activity; N-acetylglucosamine 6-O-sulfotransferase activity. The coding region runs from base 575 to 1837 and encodes 420 amino acids. Lineage: Eukaryota; Metazoa; Chordata; Amphibia; Anura; Dicroglossidae.
UGGAAUAUCUCAGUGCCCUGCUAAGAGGCACACAUCCAUUUCAGCAGGACUGCAGUGAGAUAGCUGCUGCCACUGCCCUGCAUCUGUCUACUGCCCCCCCUCAUCCCAUAGCCCUCCCCUCUCUGCUCAGUCACUGGCUUUUCCCUCUUCAUAAGUCACUCUGCCAUCUGCACAGGAAGCAGCAGCUAUACCCAGGGUCUCCCUGGCACUCUUCGAUGGGGGGGUACGCUACUCCCAGCAAAUUAGACAAGGACCAAGAGGAUGGGUGGCAUCGGCGUAACAGGCUGGGGGCUGAAAUCUGAGGACGGUGGAAGGGAAGCUCAGAAGCUGCCACGGUUUUUUACUGCAAGCUCACUGAGGAUCCUCUGUUCCCACCAGCAGCAAUAGCAGCACUCUGCAGCAACACAGUGAGGAGAGGUGACAUAUCGGGAGGAGAGCUGUGAUGAGGAGGACGUGCACAGCGGCUGCCCCCAGGAGAGUGACCUGGCUUUAAGACUUAGAAUGAAACAUCAACUCUUUCUGUCCUGUGACAAUAAUUGAACACUGUGAGAAGGCUCAAUGACGGUUUCCAGCCAUGCAAUGUUCUUGGAAGGCUGUCCUCUUACUAGCGCUGGCCUCUAUUGCUAUCCAGUACACAGCCAUCCGAACCUUUACAACCAAAUCCUUUCAUAUGUGUCCGGUUCCUAACCCGAGCAACUGUAGCCUGGGACAAGAACCUACGGACUCUCCUGAUCGGUUGUGUGAAGAUGGCCAGCCAGUAACUUCUAACAUCUCAAGGAAAACUCAUAUCCUAAUCCUUGCCACCACCCGCAGUGGGUCUUCUUUUGUUGGUCAACUGUUCAAUCAACACUCGGACGUCUUCUACUUGUUUGAACCACUUUAUCAUGUUCAGUACACACUAAUUCCCAAAAUGACACAAAGUAAAAGUCCUGCUGAAAGGAGAGUGAUGUUGGGAGCUAGCAGGGACCUCUUAAGAAGCCUUUAUGACUGUGACCUUUAUUUCAUGGAAAACUAUAUCAAGCCACAACCGGUCAAUCACACCACAGAUAGACUUUUCCGAAGGGGUGCAAGUAAAGCGCUCUGCUCUGCCCCAGUUUGCGAUGCCCUGGGUCCCACUGAUAUUUAUUUAGAAGAAGGAGACUGCAUUAAGAAAUGUGGGAGCCUGAAUUUGACUCUAGCAAUGGAGUCUUGUAAAGACCAUGGACAUGUGGCUAUCAAAACAGUCCGGGUUCCUGAAGUUAAUGACUUAAGAGCAUUGGUAGAGGAUCCUCGCCUUAAUUUAAAGGUGAUUCAGUUGGUGAGAGACCCACGAGGAAUAUUGGCCUCCCGUAGUGAGACCUUCAGAGACACUUACAGGCUAUGGAGGAUCUGGAGGGCUACUGGUCGCAGACCAUACAAUUUGGACUCAACUCAGUUGACCACUGUAUGUGAGGACUUCUUAAACUCUGUGUCGACUGGGUUUAGUAGGCCACCAUGGCUCAAGGGGCGCUACAUGCUUUUAAGGUAUGAAGACCUGGCUAGAAACCCUAUGAAGAAGAUGGAGGAAAUCUAUGAUUUUGUGGGUAUUCCACUGGAUGCCAAUGUGGAAAGAUGGAUUCUGAACAAUACUCGGGGUGACCAGUCUUCUGCCAAACACAAGUAUGGGACGGUCAGAAACUCUGCAGCCACAGCAGAAAGCUGGAGACUGACCUUGUCCUAUGACAUUGUAGAGUUCACCCAGAAUGCCUGUCGACAAGUAUUAAGCCAACUGGGCUACAAAACUGUGGGGUCUUCCCAGGACUUGAGGAACCUUUCCUACAGCCUCAUCGAGGACAGAUCUUUUACGCCUUUUUUGUAAUGGUCUAUUUCUCAGUAGAUAAAA